This is a messenger RNA of Aureobasidium pullulans EXF-150, 1217 nucleotides long. RefSeq names its product NAD(P)-binding protein. Bases 9 to 1067 code for a protein of 352 amino acids. The record is from RefSeq and is a predicted model, not a curated record. Lineage: Eukaryota; Fungi; Ascomycota; Dothideomycetes; Dothideales; Saccotheciaceae. The transcript has 2 exons.
UUCCGAGCAUGAGUAUUGAUCCUGACUCUUCACCUCACCCUUGCUCAUACAUCACCGGCAACUGGAAGACAGAAACACAUCACAAUCAACAUUCUUCUCAAUCAGACACAGCGAUCAUGAAGGUAGCAAUUACCGGAGCAGGCGGUUUUGUAGGCCAAUUGCUCGCUGAACAUCUCCUCAACGCCGACCACGAAGUAACCCUCAUCGACAUCUUCGAACCCCCCAUCCCUCAAAAAGCGUCUCCCAAAUCCUCAAAGGCAAGCUGCAUAAAAGCCGACCUCUACUCUGAUUCCGCCUCGGUGAUCCCUUCCGAUUUGGAUGCAAUCUUCAUAUUCCACGGUAUAAUGUCCGCAGGCAGCGAAGCGGAUUUCGACCUCGGAUACCGCGUAAAUCUACACAGCACAUUAAACCUACUGGAAACUUUGAGGCAGAAAACACCGGGUGUCAAAGUGGUGUAUGCGUCCUCCACAGCGAUAUAUGGAAACCCUCUUCCCCAAUGGCCGAGCGAAAAGACUUUACCCACACCUUCCAGCAGCUAUGGCACGCAAAAGACAAUGAUCGAAUACGCCAUCAAUGAUUUCAGCCGCAGAGGAUACAUCAAUGGAUUUAUUUUGAGAUUUCCGACCAUCAGUGUUAGGCCCGGGAAGCCUACUCAGGCGGCUAGUUCGUGGAUGUCUGGGAUGUUCAGGGAGCCGUUGCAAGGGUUGGAAAGUUCAUUGCCUUGUGCGGAUGAUUUUGAAGCUUGGUUGUGCUCGCCGCGCGUGCUGGUGGAGAAUCUGCUGCAUGUGCUUACGUUGGAGAGGGAGUGUAUGCCCUCUCACACGCGACAGAUCAAUCUUCCUGGUAUAACAGCUAGUGUCAAGGAGAUGUUGGAAGCUUUGAGGCAAGUUGGUGGAGAAAAAGCUGUGAGCUUGGUGAAGAGGGAGGAACCGAGUAAGGAGAUCAAGGAUAUGCUUGAUAGUUGGCCGAUCAGAUUUGAUGUUAGUAAGGCGUUGAGUUUGGGGUUCAAGAGGGAUGAGAAAUUUGUGGAUGCGGUGGAGGAUUUUGCUAAGAGUUUGAAGGAGUAGGGUGGUUGGAAGAGAAGGUGGCUCGUGGAUUUAGUGAGUGCUUUGUUAAUAUGAACAGGAAGUAUCGUUAUGCACAACCAAUUUCGAACAUCCGGAUCAUUUUGUCUAAGAGUCACGUUAAUGCGAAUGCCGGUCGAACGAAGAUGAAAG